Molecule: messenger RNA, 1870 nt
Organism: Ectocarpus sp. CCAP 1310/34
Lineage: Eukaryota; Phaeophyceae; Ectocarpales; Ectocarpaceae
Source: the annotation of a GenBank genome assembly
CAGCAACAGUUUUACAAACAGCAGCCUGCACAUGUACGACCUGCAAGAGAUUCCCGCCAGUAGGAAGUAUGUCGUUGAAGGUGAUGGUCGACUGCUCGAAGUGCAAGCUAUCGGUUUCAUCAAUCUUAGUUUCUUUCAGGAGGAUGAGAAUGGUGAAAAAACGACCAUGUGUGUAAAGCUCACUGACGUGUCUGUAGUAGAGAGCCUAAGCUUCAACUUGUUUUCCACGCAUGCUGUUUCUCGAAAGCAACAAAUCCUGCACGACGAGCGUGGUGCAACCCUUCAAAAUGGACUGCUCUUUGCUAGGGAGGAAAAAGCGUCUGCAGCAUAUGCCAUGCGGUUACCAUACGACCCAUCUGCGACUAUAGUAGACUCUGCUGCUUUGCCUGCAUUCGUGACUGCCCCCGAUUCCGCCCCCGCCGUUGGCUCCACGCGUUCCCCUUCCCAAAAAGGGGGCUCCGCGGAAUCAUUGGUGUCCGUGUUGCGUGUUCCUUCCGCAGGCUCUGCUACCGUAGUACCUUCGAGUGAGAGCGUCCCGCCCACUGGUCCCACCAGUGUAGUACCUGCGAGUGAGAGCGUCCCGCCCGCCGGCUCUGCCGACGUAGUACCUUCUUCGGCUUCCGAGUUUGUGUGUGUGGGUACUUUUCCUGGUAUGGAUCUAGGAGAUACGAGUGUGCUCACCGACGAGCAGCUCAUGGAUGGUUAUGAUGACACCCCAUAUCAAGAUUUUUUCCCCGUAUUUAUCCCAGAGAGUGACGCUGCGAAUGUGGCUGGUGUUUUGGAUAGCAUUGAUGGGGGUGCUGAUUUUGACUUGGGUGCGGCCGCGCUUGGCCCUGGUGCGUCCCCGUUUGCUCUUGGUUCGACUGAAAAGUCCGUUGACAUCAACCGCUUCCACCGCUCCCUUGCCCACGCUUGCGAGCCUCUUUUGAGAGAAACUGCCCAGCAGAGAGGCAUCGUGCUCACCGGCAAGCUGGAACCGUGCACGGACUGCAUGAAGGCGAAGGGCAGGCGAGCGUCGGUGCCGCGGGGGCCGGGAGCGCGGGCGUCCAAGCCUCUCGGGCGUGUUCACCUGGAUCUGUGUGGACCGCUGGUGCCUUCCCUGGGCGGCAACCUCUACCUGUUGGUCGCCGUGGACAGCGCCUCGCGGUGGAACAAGGUCUACGGUCUCCGGCGGAAGUCCGACGCGCUGGCGGCAACGAAAAGGCUGCUGGCGGACGUGGGGCGGUACGACCUCGGACGCAUCGAGUGUUUCCGCGUCGACAACGGCACCGAGUGGACCCGCGGCGAUUUCCGGCGCUUCUGCGACGACAACGGCAUCGGCGUCGAGUUUACCCCGCCUGGCGUCCCGCAAUACAACGGCGUCGUCGAGAGCGCCAUCUGGCGCAUCAUGAAGGCCGGCAUGGCCGCUCGCCGCAGNGGCGUCCCGCAGUACAACGGCGUCGUCGAGAGCGCCAUCUGGCGCAUCAUGAAGGCCGGCAUGGCCGCCCGCCGCAGCGCUGGCCGUGUGUUCGACGUCGACUUCGCCUCCAUCCCCGGCCUCGACGAGCGCGGUGACCGUCUUUGGAUGGAAUCGGCGAAGUGGGCCGCCGACGCUCUCAACCAGUCGGCGACCAAGGCCAACCCCGGGCGGCGCUCGCCGCACGAAAUGUUCACCGGCGAGCAAGGGCCGUUCCGCGUGCUGCCAUUCUUCCAGCCCGGCUUCAUGCGCGAGGAUUGCUGCACCAAGCUCGACGACCAGGCCACCCUCUGCUACUACCUGAACGGCGGCGAAAACCACCCGAGCGGCACCGUCAAGGUCCUCAAGGCGUCCACCGGCCGCGUCGUCUACACCAACAACGUGUCGUGGGUGACGUCGGCGCCAGCCGGCUAG